AUGGUAUCAAGAUCUUCUAUCACACAAAACAAACCAAAUUCUGCAGUUGUAACAUACUCGACAUUAACUGUAGCAGCUGUUGGUUUUUUUGCCUAUUAUUUAUACCACAAAUUGCAAAACAGACGUAGGAGGAGAGAUGAUGACAAUAACGAAGAAAAUACUCAAAACAAUCGAAGACGCAACACUCAUCACCCACGUCAUACAGACUUUAACCAAGAAAGAGAUCAAAGGGGGCUUGCUGCCAGAUUAUUUGGAACAACUCCUAUCAGAAAACAUCGAUUAUCAAUCUCAAUGAAAAAUGUAUGUGAUGAUGAUGAUUAUAGAGGAGAAGGGGGGUUUUUUUAA
Entrophospora sp. SA101 is the source of this 345-nucleotide messenger RNA. The record is from the annotation of a GenBank genome assembly. Lineage: Eukaryota; Fungi; Glomeromycota; Glomeromycetes; Entrophosporales; Entrophosporaceae.